AGCAGCCUGUGGAGUUGGGGGACGAUGAUGGGGGGUGCGGGGAGCAGCGCUGCAGGGGGGUCUCCGGGUGGGGGAUUCAUCCCACAAUUUGACAGGGAGAUCGCGAGGUUGAGGCGAGGCAACUUGGUGUGGAACUUCGUCACCGCGGGCCAGCUUGUGGGGGACCAGUCGAAGAUGCAUGGAGACCGGAAGUUGCAUUGCAACUUUUGCAGCCACGUCUGGCAGGGGAACGCGGCGAAGGCCGCUCGCCAUUUCACGCAGCCGAAGUACUGCAAGGUUGCGGGGAUGAGAGUUCUCGCGAAUCUCCAGAACGACACCGACUACAGGUUUGUGGACAGCACUCCUCGGCGGGUGCAGAGGUGGAUGGAUGAGGAGGGGAUACUCGAUACGAGAGCGCCCGUAGGUGGGCAGCGGCCACGGACGAACGACGCAGAGAGGGACGAGAUUCAGGACGUCCUCGAUGAGCAGGAGGGGCGCCAGGGUGGGGUCGACGAGGCGGGGAUGGUUACAGCGGGCGCCGAGAUCCCUUCGCAGAGGACGAAGGUAGUGUCGAUGGUGAGCGAGGUGCCCUCUGCUUUCCAGCACACCGGUGCCACCAUCGUCUCCGACGGAAGGAAGUCGCGUAGCGGCAAGCCGCUCGUGAACUUCCUAGCCGGGGGGGGGAACGGCGCCCUGCUGUACGCCACCGUCGCACGUGACGGGUCUGUGAGCGAUACGGCGGAUAUCGUGUAUCGCAGGUGGCGGGCCAUCAUCCUGUCCUUUCCUGCAAAGGACGUGAUCGGCUUCUGCACGGACUCCGCCAGUAACUAUAUGGCGGCGGCCUGCAGAUUCGCCACAGACCCUAACGCUUGCUCCACCCACGUCUGCAACUUGAUGUUGUCAGAUGUCGGGACGCGAGUGGGGUGGGUCAAGGAGACCAUCAUCCGUGCCCGAGUGUUAGUGCGAUUUUUUAAAUCGCACGGCGCUGCUCACGCCCUUUUCAGGAACUUCAAGCUGAGCUCUCGCGUCAUAAUCGUCGAGCCCGUUGAGACCCGGUUUGCAUCGGUUUUCCUGAUGCUAACGUAUCUCAAAGGCUGGCAGGACAUGCUGGGGAGCAUGCUGCAUGGCGAUGCGUGGGCACGCAUCCCGUGGGAGCGUAGGUUUAUCGCCCAGGUGCAGUGGGUGCAGCAGCAGAUCCACGACGGGGAGUUCUGGCAAUGUGUUGACUGUGCCAUCCGCGUUAUGGCGCCCGUCCACCAGCUACUGAGGAGGAUGGAUAAGGGGGGGAUGAUGAUGUCCAUCGUGUACGAGUGGAGUCAGCAUCUGCUCGAGUUGAUGAGGAGGGUGGAUGUGCCGGCGGACAUGGUCGAGCCGUGCAUGCGCGAGGGUGCUAUCCGCAACCUCCACAUGCUAGAGCCCGCACAUGCCGCGACACACCUCCUCAACCCUCGUCGACGGUCCUUUCGAUAUUAUGAGUCGUUGCAGACGACCAAGAGGAACUGGGCGCAGCACGAGCGCAUCAACACGGCGAGGCGCAACAAGCUUGGGUCUGCCAAGCUAGCACAGUUGGUUGAGAUUGCCACCAAUCUCAAACUGGCCGCGUGCACGCAGCAGGGUGGUGGCUACGUGUUGCUGUGGGUUAUGGGGACCGGUCGGGAGGGGACGACGGGAGAGGAGGAGGACGACGAGGGAGAGGUGUGGGGAGCACGACUUGCUGGCAGUGUUAGCAAGCAGGACAUCGAGCGCCAGGUCGUCGCUUUCCGUGCCUGCCGACCGCCCAGAGCCGACCCGGUUAAGGACGUGCUCGGCAAGAGGGCGACAAAGCUACAGCCGUGGCCGGAGUACACUGCAGGGGCUGACGGCACUCCGGACGCUAAUGGGACACGUCCAACGACCAGUGGAAGGACGAUGAUGACGUCGCCAUCAGUGGCGACGCGACGGCGAAGCAGGUGUAUUUCACUUACGGUGGAGGACCUGACGGCAUGGCUCCACAAACAUCCGUCAUCACUGACGAUGUGCCGUCAGGUGGACAGGCCAGUGGCACCGGCAGAGCCAGGGGUCGUCGUGGACGACGUCCACGUGGCGACGAGGACGUCGAGGAGCAGGAGCCACUUCGGGGUCUUCGGCAGACCGGCCGAUGUUGGGAGGUCAGGAGUGACAGCGAGCCGGAGAGGGAGGGUGAGGAGGAGGAGGUGCCCCGUCAGGAUCGUCGGGCGGUGCCUCCCGUCGGAGCUCCGUACCGACGACUUCGAUGUGCAGGACCGUAUGCAGACCGCGGAGAAGCGGGAUGCCCGGCUGGCCAGAGAGGAGGAGGAGCGGCUGCAGACUUUGCCGGGAUGGGAGGGUCGGUUUGCGUAUCUGGAGGAGCAGCGUCGACUGAGGGAGUUGGAGACAGGGGGGGGUGGCGGCGGUGACGCCGGUGACGUGGGUGUCCGUGAGGAGGCUGUUCUAGGAGAGGUCCGAGAGGGUGUUAUCAGAGAGGAUAUCGACGUGGGUGGCGGGGGAAAGGGUGUUCCCGCGGGUGACGAGGGACAGGGUGUCGCCGCGGGUGCUGGGGGAGAGGGUGGACCCGGUGGAGAUGUCGACGGCGACCAUCGCGGCGAGGACGAGGACGGGUCUGACGACCGCCACGGCAGUGACGACCACGGUGGCGACGACGAUGAGGAGAUGCUCGCUUUGGUUGUGAGGGACCCUAUGCUACCUCUCCUGCAUCCCGAUGACUUAAUGCUCGUUGUGCUCGACGCCGACGGUUUGGCGCAAGUCGGUUCACAGGACCCCUUCCCCCAUACGGGCCGUAGGAGCGGCGAGAGGCGCCCCCCUGGAGGGGCGUAUUCACCCCCUCCUUACCUCGUGCCGAGCCCUCGAUGGUCGGGUUCGUCGCUCAGCAGGAUCAGAGGACGGGAGUCCGGGGUGGUUGAGGGCGGGUCUGGCCUCCGCAGUGACGGCGGCGGAUCUGCCGGAUCGAUGCCCCCACCACCCGCAUGGGCCGUGGAGGCGGGCGACGAGGAGACGGCGGCCCGUACGCACAUUGGUGGUUCCCCGCCGCCUGUCCGAGGUGGUGUCGUCGGCGGAUGGGCAGCUCAUCGACGGGUCACGGACCGGUUGAGGGCGGAUUACGACGCCGGGAGGGGCGCCUUCGCACGCUUGUCACCACAGAGUCAGUCUGCGGAUGGUGGUUUUGGACGUCCGAGUUUUCACAUGGCAGGCCUCAUGGUCGGUUUAUCCUGAUUGGCGACGAGGAGAUCAUUGGUCCUCCCGGCAGCAGGGACAUCUACGGACAUGCAACAAAGACAACACUACACA
Messenger RNA from Chara braunii, 3282 nucleotides. Lineage: Eukaryota; Viridiplantae; Streptophyta; Charophyceae; Charales; Characeae. The record is from the annotation of a GenBank genome assembly.